AAAUGACCCUUUCAAAAAGAAAAUGGCUUGCUUUGAAAAUAUCCGUCCGAGGUCGGUUGUCUCGGAAAUUCCAAGGAGAGGAAGCUGCGAAGACGAACACGUCCCUGCGAUCGGUGCUGCCUCUACGACAAGAAUCCCACCCCUUCUCCCCCACCUCAAACCAUAAAACCAGAGAAAGAGACCUUUUUUUUUUGGAUAGAAUCCCGUCCUGAAGUAGUAAUCGGUGUUUCUUCAAUCGGUUCUCUUUAAAAUCCGUUUUGUUAAGGGGAAAUUCGCUAUCUAGACGCUGUUUUUUCUUGGAUCUUUGAGUUAUCCGGGAAAGAAUGCUUCUUUAAUGUGGUUUUCAGUCUAGUUUGUAGGCUAAAGAUUGAAAUUUUAUGACUGGGGUUUCUUUAUUGGAGUUCUAGACCUGUCAGUCUGGAUUUUGCUCCGUAACGAGCUUUUAGCGUUCGAUUUAACUUCUGUGUUUUUUUCUUUUCUGUGGGAGGUUAAUAGGGUUUUGGGCUCUGGGGAAGAAUGAGAGGAAAGUUAUGGUUUUCGGUCUGGGUUCUGUUUCUUUGGGGCUCGUCUUUUGGGAGAUUUGUGGUGGAGAAAAAUAGCUUGAAGGUGACUUCACCUGAAUCGCUGAAAGGUACGCAUGAGUGUGCUAUCGGGAAUUUUGGUGUUCCUCAGUAUGGUGGGACGAUGGUCGGGAUCGUUUCCUAUCCGAAGGCGAAUAGGAAAGCUUGCAAGAGUUUUGAUGAUUUUGACAUCUCCUUCAAAUCAAAGCCUGGAGGGUUCCCCACUUUUCUUCUUCUGGACAGAGGAGAUUGCUACUUUACAGAAAAGGCAUGGAAUGCACAGAAUGCAGGAGCUGCUGCGAUCCUUGUUGCCGAUGAUAAGGUCGAAAAUUUAAUAACAAUGGACACACCUGAACAAUAUAGUGGUGGUGAAUCUUACCUCCAGAACAUCACAAUUCCUUCAGCACUUAUUAGCAAAAGCUUUGGUGAUGACCUAAAGAAAGCGCUAGAGAAUGGUGAUAUGGUUAAUGUCAAUUUAGAUUGGAGGGAAUCUCUACCCCAUCCUGAUGAGCGUGUGGAGUAUGAGUUUUGGACCAACAGUAAUGAUGAAUGUGGUCCCAAAUGUGAUAGUCAAAUUGAAUUUGUAAAGGGCUUCAAAGGAGCAGCACAAGUAAUGGAGAAAAAGGGCUAUACCCAGUUCACUCCACACUACAUUACUUGGUAUUGUCCUGAACCUUUUAUCCCGAGCAAACAAUGCAAAUCACAGUGCAUCAACAAUGGCAGAUAUUGUGCCCCCGAUCCAGAGCAGGACUUCACCAGAGGUUAUGAGGGGAGAGAUGUCGUUAUCCAAAACCUGCACCAGGUCUGCGUAUUUAAGGUUGCUAAUGAAAGUGGGAAGCCUUGGCUGUGGUGGGACUAUGUGACUGACUUCUCAAUCAGGUGCCCAAUGAAGGAAAAGAAAUACACAAAGGAAUGUGCUAAAGAAGUAAUCCAAUCUCUGGGCAUUGAUCUUGAGAAGAUAAAUAAAUGUGUUGGAGAUCCUGAUGCAAAUGAAGAAAAUCCAGUGCUUAAAGCUGAACAAGAUGCCCAGAUCGGGAAAGAUUCCCGUGGGGAUGUCACCAUAUUGCCAACUCUUGUCAUUAACAAUAGACAAUACAGAGGUAAGCUGGACAAGGGUGCUGUGCUUAAAGCAAUCUGUGCAGGUUUUCAAGAGACAACUGAGCCAGCUGUUUGUUUGAGUGAAGAGAUAGAAACAAAUGAGUGCUUGGAAAACAAUGGUGGAUGCUGGGAAGAUGAGGCUGCAAAUAUCACUGCUUGCAGGGAUACAUUUCGUGGAAGAGUAUGUGAGUGCCCUAUCGUGCAAGGUGUAAAGUUUGUUGGUGAUGGAUACACCCACUGUAAAGCUUCAGGAUCUGGACGGUGUGAAAUCAACAAUGGAGGCUGUUGGAAGAAAACCAAAGAUGGCAAGACAUACUCUGCCUGUGUAGAUGAUGGAUGCAAAUGCCCACCCGGCUUCAAGGGUGAUGGGGUCAAGACUUGUGAAGAUGUUGAUGAAUGCAAAGAAAAGAUUGCUUGUCAAUGUUCCGCUUGCAAAUGCAAGAACACAUGGGGAGGUUACGAUUGCAGCUGUAGCGGUGAUCUGUUGUACAUGCAAGAGCAUGACGCAUGCAUAAGUAAAAAGGCAACCACAGAGGUUGGCUGGAGCUUUUUGUGGGUCAUUUUCUUUGGUCUGGCAGUAGCUGGAAUAGGAGCCUAUGUGGUCUACAAGUACAGAAUCCGGAGCUACAUGGAUUCAGAGAUACGUGCCAUCAUGGCUCAGUAUAUGCCAUUGGACAAUCAAGGGGAGGCCGCCAAUCAUGUUCUUCAUGGGGACAUCUGAGUUGCAACAGCUGCUUAUGGCAAGAAGGAAAAGGAGAGCAAACAAAUCCUUGCCUGCCCCCUUGUUUCAUUGGAUUAUAUUUUGUACAAGUGGGGCUAGGUUUCCCUCAUGUUGGUACUGUCGCUACGCCCUUGAUUGCGGGGAUUCUAGGCAGAUCUCGUGGAAAUUUUGAAGUCUCUUUACGCCACCAUUUUAAUCUUUAAACAGGCCUGUAAUGCGCUUUUGUUAUUGUAGCUUUUGCUUUUACACCACAGCUCUACUUGAUGAAUAAUGUGAAUUCCCUUGACAUUAGACUGUUAGACCCGGCAAAUUUGAAUCUCAUAACGUUACCAGUGGGUGUUAUGGUUUUUCAGGU
Molecule: messenger RNA, 2734 nt
Organism: Elaeis guineensis (African oil palm)
Lineage: Eukaryota; Viridiplantae; Streptophyta; Magnoliopsida; Arecales; Arecaceae
Product: vacuolar-sorting receptor 1
Molecular function (GO): calcium ion binding
Source: RefSeq, a predicted model, not a curated record